Messenger RNA from Lolium rigidum, 596 nucleotides. RefSeq lists its product as uncharacterized. The record is from RefSeq and is a predicted model, not a curated record. Bases 33 to 422 code for a protein of 129 amino acids. The transcript has 4 exons. NCBI's taxonomy places the organism in Eukaryota, Viridiplantae, Streptophyta, Magnoliopsida, Poales, Poaceae.
UCUUCCGCGGCGGCCGAGACCCACCCGCCGCCAUGGCCAAGUACAACGUGGUGACGAAGAACAAGCGCGAGCACAGCCAGGACCGCAAGCGCCGCGCCCAUGGGGACCCCAACUCCGGCAAGCUCAAGCAGCGCACCGACCACCAUGUCAUCUCGGGCAAGCGCAAGCGCAAGCUCCAGCGCCGCGACAAACGGGACCAGAAGGAGGCUGCGUUGGUGAAGGCGCUGGAGAACAACAUGGGGGACGUCGACAUGGUGUCUGCUGAAGCAUCUUCAGAAACUGGAAAAGACAAGCCUCGGAUUAAGUUUAAUGUGAAGAAAAACUCAAGGAUACAGAUCAAAAGACUAAAAGGCAAAGGUAGAAAGAAAGCUAAAAAUGCCAAUCCUCCAACGAAGGAGAAGGCUGAUGCCAUGGUAGAAUGAAUGUCAAGAGUGAAACAGUAUUUGCAGUAUGAGCCUUUGUAGGGCAUUAGCAAGGACUAACUAGCUACUGGAGCUUGUGGGUUAACUUGCUGCUCUGCCGCCUUAACAUUCAGCAGGAAUAGUCACUGCUACCUCUGGAGUGAAUGUAUGGAAUGCAGACAUCGUUUUUCAGUA